CUUCACAGUUGCUGGAGCGUAGUGCAAGUUCAGGGAGCUGUCCGACAACCAUGGAGAAGUACUGCGGCAUUGUCUACGAGCUGGACGUUCAAGGCCAGCAGAACAUGGAGCAGUUCUUGCGCGCACUAGGUGUCAGCGACCAGUUGGCCGUAGACUUUGUGCUGUCGGCGUCGUGCAGGGUGACUCUGACGUCAGACGGUGACGAGUUCACGCAGCAGACGAGCACCUGCUGCUACGAGGACGUGGUGAGCUACCGGCUUGACGAGUGCUACGAGCAGCAGGGCUACGACGGCCGCCUCGUCAGCAGCCUGGUGACGGAGCCGCGGCCCAGCACACACCUGCAGCAGCAGACGUACGAAGACGGCACCUCCGUCACCAUCGAGAAGCGCUUCAGCACCACGGAGCUCGUCAUGAUUCUAAAGAUUGGUGACGUCACGGCAAGGAGGACCUUCAGAGCAACUACGAUGUCAGAGGGAUGUUAUACGUCAGUUUCACAGCAGACGGCGCAGUCUUGCCCUCCAGAUUGUAUUUUACAAGCAGAUGGUGCUUGACUGACAAAACGAAUUUCCCAGAACAUAUUUCCACUAACACCAAUUACAAACUGCUUAGGCAUAUCGCAGCUAGAACGAUACCGUUCUCGCUAUUUCCAGAGACCUCACACUCGACUCUUGGCAGUUUUUUCUCCACUUCACAUUUCCUGAGAGAAACAGUCGCUUUUAUGAUUCACGAAAGUGCUGUUUAAGGUUAUAUUUGAUAACCAUGGUGCAACUAUGAUUUGUAGACCAGAAGCUUCUACGUAUAAUAUCAAGAAGAUGUGUUACACAGCAGUAGUUAUGGGAGAAACCUGGAAAAUGUAACGUGACGUGCAUGGAGCAGAGACGUUCCCUGUAUGGUACAGACACAAUAUGUCUCCACACUUUUGGCAACAACACUGACCGUCCUGUGGAACAGGAACGGCCGUUGGAUAGAACUUCAAAGUUGGAUAUAGAGUCAACUGUGGAGUUGAAGAUCUCAGGC
Molecule: messenger RNA, 1017 nt
Organism: Schistocerca nitens (vagrant locust)
Lineage: Eukaryota; Metazoa; Arthropoda; Insecta; Orthoptera; Acrididae
Exons: 3
Coding region: 51-551 (166 amino acids)
Molecular function (GO): lipid binding
Source: RefSeq, a predicted model, not a curated record